Molecule: messenger RNA, 2198 nt
Organism: Serpula lacrymans var. lacrymans S7.9
Lineage: Eukaryota; Fungi; Basidiomycota; Agaricomycetes; Boletales; Serpulaceae
Exons: 10
Coding region: 1-2112 (703 amino acids)
Biological process (GO): transmembrane transport
Molecular function (GO): ATP binding; ATP hydrolysis activity; ATPase-coupled lipid transmembrane transporter activity
Source: RefSeq, a predicted model, not a curated record
AUGGCAAAACGAAAACGCGGAGGCCGUAGUACAGCUCCAGGAAGAUUCGACCCGGAGGACGUCCGCAACGUCAAACACACUCGCAUUGGCGUCUGGGACCUUUAUGAAGAAAAACACCCAGAACUGGCACGCAUUCCGGGCUCGUCCAGGCUGGAAACAGUCUUGCAGAUGUCCCAUAGUAUACCAUAUGUCUGGCAAAUGAUCAAAGACAUCACCAGCAUUCCUCGCUGUUGGAUUUUCUUGUCUUUUUAUAUGAUAGCAGAAAUCGUAGAAAUUGCCGUCGAGAAGCGAGAUGUUGAUAAACAGCUGCUUUUGCACGUCGCUGCAGGAAGGAUUGCUUGCACAAUAGCAUCACGUUUGCUACAGUAUGCACGGGGCCGUUUGGCGCUCCCUCUUAACAUGCGCAUCAAACAAUAUUAUUCUACUCACAUCUACCACUCUAUGGCCCGUCUAGAUGUGCCUACUUAUGAAGAUCCCGCUGUUCAGAGACAGCUUGAAGCAGCUUGGUCCACUUCCUGGAACUCUAGCGUCGCAUGGGAAACAAUUCAAAUGACCUCUACAGUUUUCACCAUUGCACUUCGCCUGAUAUCGCAACUGUCAGUAUUAUUUGCUGUUCUACGUGAUCAGCGAGAUGGUCCUCUGCUGGCUGUACUGAGUUUCUCGCAAUCUGUAUUCCAGUGGUAUAUCUGGGCAGCAACGACGAAGAACACCGAUUACGUUAGAAUGCAAGGCUUAAAGCAAGUUAUUAAUGACGCUUCUCAUCGCAAAGAAGUCGUCGCUGGGAAUAUGUCAGAAUAUAUGACCUCUCAAUUUCGGGACUCCACCAGUCGUGUGGGUGAUGAUGCAGGCGACUUCCAUGAAAUGCGCAGACUGUAUGCUGUACGGGAUAGACUGACGUUUGCAUCAAUCCUCAAAGAGCCUCUACGAGAAUUGCCUCAGAUCGUGUUCACUCUGCGGGCUGUUCAAUAUCCUGCCUCCAUACCUCUUUCCCUCGCCUCGUUGACUCUCAUAAACCAGGCAUCGAGCUCAUUCAGCUCGAGCUUAUUCCAGUUUUUUGGUGAAUCAUUCUCUCUUGCCGAGCAGUACUCAAGUGUCCGCAAACUCUACGAAAUUGCCCAUAUACCAAAUCGGAUUUUGGAUGGCAAAGAGCCAUUCCCAGAAAAUUCAAGAACCUUAGACUCUGGUAUUUUAAUCGAAUUUAGAAACGUUUCCUUUAAGUACACUGACGCUGAAAAAUAUGCUCUCCACAAUGUGUCGUUCAAAUUGAACCCAGGACAACUCUGUGUUAUCGUGGGUGUGAACGGCUCUGGAAAGAGCACAAUACUAAAACUGAUCGCGCGCAUAUACGAUCCUCUCGAAGGAGAGAUCCUUCUGGACGGUAGAGAUAUACGCACUUUGAAGCUUGUGGAUCUACGCCGUGCGAUGUCUAUGCUUUUCCAGGAUUACACGCACUUUCCACUAUCCAUAAAAGAGAACAUCGGCCUUGGUGAUCCCACUCAUGCACUCGACGAUGACAAGAUACGUGAAGCCGCAAGGUUAGGAGGAGCAGAAGAAUUUGUCAAUCGUCUUCCGGACGGUUUUGAUACAUACCUUGAUCGACCGGUCCAUGAUUAUUACUCGAGUCUUCCCGAAGGGACCACGUCACUGUUUGGCAGACCGGUCGAUUACAGCCAUGUACGCGGUGCAGGGAGAAUGCAGUCUACCAGUUCAGCAACACUGAGUGGUGGCCAGAUGCAACGACUAGCUGUGUCUCGCACAUUCAUGCGAUCACUAAUUUCUGGUUCCGAGCCUUCAGUGGGUCUCUUACUUUUUGACGAGCCCAGUGCAUCUCUAGAUCCCACGGCUGAACACGGUGAGUCCGUUUGUAUAGCUUUCGUGUACAUGCUGUUUCUGAUCCAUAUUCAAGAUCUAUUUGAAAGACUGAGAGCAUUACGUGGUAAUAAAACGAUGGUGUUCUCGUCACAUCGUUUUGGAAAUUUGACGCGCCACGCUGAUCUGAUAUUGUAUAUGAACGACUCUGUGAUAGAAGAAGAAGGCACACAUGACGAGCUUUUGAAGAAGGGAGGUCACUAUGCAAAGAUAUGGAAUCUGCAAGCAAAAGCCUUUCUAUGACAAGGUCGCUAUAUUGUAUGUUGGUGUCUUUAGAAUAUGUAUAGCAUUAAAAGUGAAGUCUUGUAAUGUAUUUUUCUGGGAGCUAA